AUGUUACUCCUGUACGAGUUUCGUGUGUGUGCGUGUCACCCCUUGUGCGUGUCAUCUCUGGACGUGUCAUCUCUGGACGUGUCACCUCUGGACGUGUCACCUCUGGAAGUGUCACCUCUGGACGUGUCACCUCUGGAAGUGUCACCUCUGGACGUGUCACCUCUGGAAGUGUCACCUCUGGACGUGUCACCUCUGGACGUGUCACCUCUGGAAGUGUCACCUCUGGACGUGUCACCUCUGGAAGUGUCAUCUCUGGACGUGUCACCUCUGGACGUGUCACCUCUGGACGUGUCACCUCUGGACGUGUCACCUCUGGACGUGUCACCUCUGGACGUGUCACCCUUGUACGUGUCCAGUCGGCUUCUCCCGACAACCUUGAAGCUGUGUAUACAGCCGUUGAGGUUCCAGCAAAGGGUACAAGUACCCCCAGGUUCCAGCAAAGGGUACAAGUACCCCCAGGUUCCAGCAAAGGGUACAAGUACCCCCAGGUUCCAGCAAAGGGGUACAAGUACCCAGGUUCCAGCAAAGAGGUACGAGUACCCAGGUUCCAGCAAAGUGUACAAGUACCCAGGUUCCAGCAAAGCGUACAAGUACCCAGGUUCCAGCAAAGGGUACAAGUACCCCAGGUUCCAGCAAAGUGUACAAGUACCCAGGUUCCAGCAAAGUGUACAAGUACCCAGGUUCCAGCAAAGUGUACAAGUACCCAGGUUCCAGCAAAGUGUACAAGUACCCAGGUUCCAGCAAAGGGUACAAGUACCCAGGUUCCAGCAAAGGGUACAAGUGCCCCACGUUCCAGCAAAGAGGUACGAGUACCCAGGUUCCAGCAAAGGGUACAAGUACCCAGGUUCCAGCAAAGGGUACAAGUACCCAGGUUCCAGCAAAGGGUACAAGUACCCAGGUUCCAGCAAAGUGUACAAGUACCCAGGUUCCAGCAAAGGGUACAAGUACCCAGGUUCCAGCAAAGUGUACAAGUACCCAGGUUCCAGCAAAGUGUACAAGUACCCAGGUUCCAGCAAAGGGUACAAGUACCCAGGUUCCAGCAAAGUGUACAAGUACCCAGGUUCCAACAAAGGGUACAAGUACCCCAGGUUCCAGCAAAGGGUACAAGUACCCAGGUUCCAGCAAAGUGUACAAGUACCCAGGUUCCAGCAAAGGGUACAAGUACCCAGGUUCCAGCAAAGUGUACAAGUACCCAGGUUCCAACAAAGGGUACAAGUACCCCAGGUUCCAGCAAAGGGUACAAGUACCCAGGUUCCAGCAAAGGGCACAAGUACCCAGGUUCCAGCAAAGGGUACAAGUACCCAGGUUCCAGCAAAGUGUACAAGUACCCAGGUUCCAGCAAAGGGUACAAGUACCCAGGUUCCAGCAAAGUGUACAAGUACCCAGGUUCCAGCAAAGUGUACAAGUACCCAGGUUCCAGCAAAGGGUACAAGUACCCAGGUUCCAGCAAAGUGUAUAAGUACCCAGGUUCCAGCAAAGGGUACAAGUACCCAGGUUCCAGCAAAGUGUACAAGUACCCCAGGUUCCAACAAAGGGUACAAGAACCCCAGGUUCCAGCAAA
This is a messenger RNA of Procambarus clarkii (red swamp crayfish), 1561 nucleotides long. The record is from RefSeq and is a predicted model, not a curated record. Lineage: Eukaryota; Metazoa; Arthropoda; Malacostraca; Decapoda; Cambaridae.